CGUUUCCGUGCUCAAGUGGGCUGGGACUCGAACAUUUCCACUAAGGAGUGGAAUAACCCGAGGAAAAAAGAGGAAGAUCACAAUGCUUUAGCCGUAUCACGCAGUGAAUCCACUACCUCGAAGCUCACGGCGUAAUAUGAACGUCAGAAACUCGGAUGCACGGUCUCGUGAAAGGUCCUGUAAGAGGAAUCCUCACGUGGACGCAGCUGGAGCAUGAAAACAUCUCAGGAUAGCGCCGCUCCUCUUUCUCCUCCUCACUGACUAUUUACAGUAGUGGUGUACCAACACACUCGCCGGUGUUUUCAGCACUUGGACUGAAUAUGUACCAGGGACAUUCACAGGAGAAAGACUCUAGGGCGGUUGCUAUGGUGCUGAAGGAGCUUCCAAGUAAGGCAUCCUCAGAUGGAAAACCCCUGCUCACCGUGACAACCAAGUUGUGUAGUGAGCAGCAAGAGAGCCGUCCGUUACUCAGCCCUUCUAUUGAUGACUUCCAGAGUGAGAGCAAGAGUGAUGGAUCCACACGGCUAGUCACCUCCAACACAGCAGUCUUGUCCACAGCACUAGACUUGGUGGACUUGAGUGAACCUUGUGAGAGAAGGUGGAGCUGGGACAGAUGGAGUCCCCGUGGGUCUCGUAAGAAUGGUUUCUCUAAGAGUAGCCUUCGCAAGAAGAAGACUGAAGAGACUGAGCUGAUCCAGGUGGAGACAGAGCCAUCAUCUCCCAGCCGUUCUAACCCAGAAAGAGCCUCAUUAGAUUCAGUGAGCAGCUCGCCCUUGGAGAAAUGGGAGGAGGUGAGCCUUCACCCAGACAGUGCCUUGAAUGGAGGGCGGAAGUGGAGAUAUGAGAGGAAGAGGUGCACCUCCAACCAUUCAUCUAGUGAGCUUUUGUGGUCUGCAGACUUUAAAACAGAUUUCUUUAACAGUCAUAGUGCCCUGGAGCUCAGCAUUAGCACGAAGUCAGACCCUGGGCCAGCCCCUCAGCGGCAGAGGCCCCAGCUGGGUGGUACUUUACUGGGGAGACAACACUCAGAGGAGGAGUUUGUUCGAGCCAAGGCUGCUGUGGAGUCAGACACUGAGUUCUGGGAUAAAAUGCAGGCAGAGUGGGAGGAGCUGGCACGGAGGAACUGGUUGGAGGAUGGUGACAGUGAAGGCCUGGUUCCGCUCAACUUUUCACCCACUGAGAAGGGUUACUACUUCCAUACCAGUAACCCUUACAAAGACUACACCAAUGCCUUUGAACAGGGGCUGCAGAAAUGCAGGGAAGGGGAUCUGAACAGUGCUGUACUACUACUGGAGGCAGCCAUCUUACAAGACCCCCAAGACUCAGAGGCUUGGCAGGUUUUGGGUACCACACAGGCAGAGAAUGAGAAUGAGCAGGCAGCCAUUGUUUGUCUUCAGAGAUGUUUGGAACUGCACCCAAACAAUCUGAAGGCCCUGAUGGCCCUGGCAGUGAGCCUGACCAACACAGGACAGCAGCCGGAAGCCUGUGAGGCUCUCCACCGCUGGAUUAGAUACAACCCAAGAUACAGACAUCUACUCCAGGACCGCAGCCCUCUAGACGGUUCCCCACUGCCUCGCCGCAGAGGGUCCUCCAUAUCCCCCAUUUCCACUCUCGGAUGCUCUCAGCUGGUGGAGGUGUUGGAGCUGUAUCAGGAAGCAGUGCAGCAGAAUGCUGAAGGAGUGGACCCUGAUCUCCAGACAGGCCUUGGUGUGCUCUUCAACCUCAGCUCAGAGUUUGACAAAGCUGUCGAUGCCUUUAAUGCUGCACUUUCUGUCCGACCUGAGGACUAUCUGCUGUGGAAUCGGCUCGGGGCCACGCUGGCAAAUGGGGACCGCAGUGAGGAGGCAGUGGAGGCCUACACCAGAGCUCUGGAGCUCCAGCCAGGUUUCAUCCGUUCGAGAUACAACCUCGGCAUCAGCUGCAUCAACCUAGGGGCACAUAGGGAGGCAGUGAACAACUUCCUGACAGCUCUGCACCAGCAAAGGAAGAGCAGGAGUCAUCAGGUGAUGUCCAGCAACAUCUGGGCAGCUCUGCGGAUUGCCCUCUCCCUCAUGAACCAACCAGAACUUUUCCAGGCAGCCACUGUGGGAGAUCUGGACCUCCUAAUGAGGGCCUUUAACAUGGAUAUGUGAUUAAACUUGGACCUGUGAUAUUUAUCAUUCACGUACAGUAGGACACAAAGUUAGGCUCAAAUGACUAUGGGAUGUCAAUUUGAUAUGCAAAGUAUGCACAGCUAAUUUUGUUGUAUAUUUGGGCAGCCUUUGCCUUCUUCAGAGGCCACUGAAGAGGGUGUUUAUAUUGCAUAGAGCACAAACAGAAUAGGUAAGUGAUGGGUUUUGAAAGUAGAGGAAUAAAUGUCAAAGAGAGUUAGAGCAAAAGCACUUUUUUCUUGAUGUUAGUUAUUUUACUGUAAUAUUUUUAAGGUUAUCUAAAAACUUUGUAUACUUUAGAAAAAUUAACCAAACCUUGUUGGGAAAUAUAAGAGGAAUUUUGUUUAGUUUGUGGAUUAGAAUAGUGUAUUAUUCCUUUGAAAAACCUAGCUAUUUAUCAUGGCCAAUUCUGAAGAACUUUCGUUCAACUUCAGUGUUUUUAAUCUGUUCAUUUUACAACGUUAAUUUAUGUCUCUCUCCACAAGGUGGCGCUUUUGUUUCGCUGAAAAGAGCAUAGCCAUAUAUCCAGUCAGUUAAGCCUCUAUAAACCCAAUGAGGCCAAGUGCAGUGUGAGGAAUGAUGCUAGCUGAAUUUACCUUUAGGACACUCCCUUUCAGGGUG
Cyprinus carpio (common carp) is the source of this 2771-nucleotide messenger RNA. RefSeq names its product peroxisomal biogenesis factor 5-like b (gene pex5lb). The record is from RefSeq and is a predicted model, not a curated record. Gene Ontology annotation, cellular component: cytosol; peroxisomal membrane. Gene Ontology annotation, molecular function: protein binding. Gene Ontology annotation, biological process: protein import into peroxisome matrix, docking. Lineage: Eukaryota; Metazoa; Chordata; Actinopteri; Cypriniformes; Cyprinidae.